AUGAUGAAACAUACAAAUUUACAAAAUUUAGCACUUUCAUCUAAUUUCUACAGGAUGAAAUCUCUUUUUGCUAUUCUUCUUUGCUUGGCUAUUGCCAAUGCCGCUGUCGUUGAAAUUCCAUUCAAAAAAUCUGGAUCAAUGCGUGCUCGUAUGAUCAAAGAAGGAACAUGGAAAGCAUACGUUGAAAAUAACUGGAAAGUUAGAGCCGUUGGUUCUCAACCAUUCAUUGACUAUUAUGAUGACUUCUAUGUAGGUAACAUUACCCUUGGAACACCACCACAACCUUUCCAAAUUGUUCUUGAUACUGGAUCAUCUAACCUUUGGGUUAUUGAUGCUAAAUGUACUUCUCAAGCCUGUAAAGGAUACCCAUCUUCUGGAUUUACUAAACACCUUUAUGAUACCACCAAAUCAUCUACAUACGUUAAGGAAACUAGAAGUUUCUCUAUUCAAUAUGGAUCUGGAUCAUGCGAUGGACAUUUAGCUAAGGAUACUCUUACUAUGGGAGGUUUGACUGUUAAAUCACAAGAACUUGGAGUUGCCACCUCAAUUGCUGAAGUUUUCGGAUAUCAACCAGUUGAUGGUAUUCUUGGAUUAGGAUGGCCAGCAUUAAGUGUUGACAAUGUCGUACCACCAAUGCAAAAUCUUCUUUCACAACUCAAUGCUGGACUUUUCACAGUCAGUCUUAACUUGAUUCCAAACCCAUCAUCAGUUUCUGGAUCAGGAAAUGGAGGAACUAUCACAUACGGAGGUUUAGAUACCAAAAACUGUAAAGGAGCUAUCACAUACGUUCCACUUUCAUCUGAAACUUACUGGCAAUUCCCAAUUGAAGGAUUCUCUGUAGGAAGUUUCAAAGAAAGCAGAAAACAACAAGUUAUCUCUGAUACUGGUACAUCAUGGAUCGGAGCCCCAACAUCAUACAUGAGCCGUAUCGCUUCUACUCUUGGAGCUCAAUUCGACUGGGAAAAUGAAUUAUACACCAUCCCAUGUUCUGGAUCAUACCCAGACAUGGUCUUUACCAUCAACAAAGUUAAAUACAGCAUUCCAUCAAAACAAUAUAUUCUUGAUCUUGGACUUGGAUCUGGAAAUUGUGCUCUUGCCGCUUUUGAUAUGGGAGGCAUGGGAGGUCCACAAUGGAUUCUUGGAGAUGUCUUCAUUCGCCAAUACUGUAACAUCUACGAUAUUUCUAACAAGAGAAUUGGAUUCCAACUUGCCGGACAAUAA
Molecule: messenger RNA, 1221 nt
Organism: Strongyloides ratti
Lineage: Eukaryota; Metazoa; Nematoda; Chromadorea; Rhabditida; Strongyloididae
Product: Aspartic peptidase family and Aspartic peptidase domain-containing protein
Exons: 7
Coding region: 1-1221 (406 amino acids)
Biological process (GO): proteolysis; cell death
Cellular component (GO): lysosome
Molecular function (GO): aspartic-type endopeptidase activity
Source: RefSeq, a predicted model, not a curated record